This is a messenger RNA of Paramecium tetraurelia, 309 nucleotides long. RefSeq lists its product as uncharacterized. NCBI's taxonomy places the organism in Eukaryota, Ciliophora, Oligohymenophorea, Peniculida, Parameciidae. The transcript has 2 exons. The record is from RefSeq and is a predicted model, not a curated record. Gene Ontology annotation, molecular function: oxidoreductase activity.
AUGGUUGAAAGAUGGACUUGGUUGAAAGGCGCUUUAUGUACUAUUGAUAGAAAUUAUCCAUUAUGGAUUGAUGAUUUACAUUUCGAAAUUGGUACAACUCAUGUAGUCCAUCAUGUCUUUUCUGAAUUACCUCAUUACAAUACAAGAUUUUAUUAUUUUGUUAUAAUUUACAGGAAGCAAAUGUCUAUGUAAAAAUUGGAGAUUUAUAUAAUCAAGAUGCCAAAAAAUAUGGACAUCCCCUUUAAUUCUGCAAGUCUUGUUGGAGUAGAACACAAAGGAAAUAGAGUGUGGAAAUUCGAUAAGGCUUGA